Labeo rohita (rohu) is the source of this 1268-nucleotide messenger RNA. It is a transcript of the gene pld6, whose product is annotated as phospholipase D family, member 6. Bases 81 to 758 code for a protein of 225 amino acids. The transcript is spliced from 4 exons. Gene Ontology annotation, biological process: piRNA processing. Gene Ontology annotation, cellular component: mitochondrion. The record is from RefSeq and is a predicted model, not a curated record. Gene Ontology annotation, molecular function: RNA endonuclease activity producing 5'-phosphomonoesters, hydrolytic mechanism. Lineage: Eukaryota; Metazoa; Chordata; Actinopteri; Cypriniformes; Cyprinidae.
AAAUGAUUCGACUCACAAGAACGAUUUGCUCUUGACCACAACACGCAUGUGCUUUUAUUUGUCACCUGACUUCGGCAGACAUGUCCCAACAGAUGUCAUUUAAAGAGCUGAUGAAAGUGUUAGGGCUGGGAGCCGUAGCUUUCGUUCUGGGGGUGGAGUGGCUGAACUGGCUGACGCGGCGUCUGAGAGACUCUCGCGGGCCCCUAAAAGAAGUUCUGUUCUUCCCUUCACCCCAAGUCUGCGUUGAGCACCUGUUCACACGUCAUACACAUUUCCCCUGUGCAUGUCCUCUUCCCCAUGGGGUUGAGACAUCAUUCUCCAGGCUCCUUAGACAUCUUCUCUCUGCACGGUUGUCACUGGACCUGUGUGUGUUCUCCUUCUCUCACAUGGAGCUGAGCAGGGCGAUUCUCCUCCUGCACAAACGGGGAGUCGUUGUACGAGUGGUUACGGACAGAGACUACAUGACCAUCACUGGAUCUCAGAUCGGCGCCCUUCGUAAGGCAGGCAUCUGUGUGAGGCAUGAGAUGAGUAAAGCUGUUCAUAUGCACCAUAAGUUUGCAUUGGUGGAUGGCAGGAAAUUGAUCACUGGCUCCCUCAACUGGACCCUAACCGCAGUCCAGAGCAACAAAGAAAACAUCAUGGUUACGGAGGAGCCGGAGCUCGUCCGGCCCUAUCAGCAGGAGUUUCAGAAGCUGUGGGAGGCCAAUGAUCCAGCCAAUCACAAACCUCAAACCACCAAUGGGCAGCAAAACAGAUAGACUUGUACAGACAUAUAGGGCUUCACAUUUACUUUUUUCACUUACGGUUUACAUGACAGUUUUACGCAGAGGAGUUAAUUUUAUUUGUUAGAUUACUUUUUAAUAGCUAGUUUUCUAUUUUCUGAGCAUCUUAAUGACAAUUUCAACACCUUAAAGUGUUUCUUUAGCUUAAGGUGUUUCUCAGUUUUUAUGCUUUUUUUUUUUUAGCUGUCGGCUUGUAUUAUUUAGUUCAGUUUAAUUUAGUUCAGUUAAUAUAACUUUUUUUUUUUAAGAUGUGCCCUAGUCUAAGUACAAACUAGUUCAAAUAAACCCAUACAUAAAAACCUAGUGUGUAAAGCAAGCUGAAACCUGUGACUGUGUGUUUCAUAGCCUUGCCUUUGAUUGCUCAACUUGCAUUUUGUGUUCCUCUUUUGUGACUAGGAGAUUUUAGAUAAGCUGGUUUGCACCUGAAUAUUAAAUUUUAAAAACGAAAAAAGAUCAAAGAAAACUGUUCUUAUUUCCUGAAUUUAA